Molecule: messenger RNA, 1692 nt
Organism: Arabidopsis arenosa
Lineage: Eukaryota; Viridiplantae; Streptophyta; Magnoliopsida; Brassicales; Brassicaceae
Source: the annotation of a GenBank genome assembly
AAGAAUUCUCAGAGAGAGAGAAUCAAUGGGUUUGAUAUCAGCGAAGGAGACGAAGAACAACACUAGAGGAAUGGGUUUGCUCCUAGUCUUCUUCCCCGACCACCACAACAACGACGACUCUCCUUCUUCUUCUUCUCCGGCAACAACUCUCCUCCGGUCCAGAUCUUCUCGUCUUCUCCUCUCCAAAGCUCAAUCCACAAUCUCAAUCUGUAUCCUCCUCCUCUUCCUCACUCUCUUCCUCUUCACUCUCUCCACCUUCGAACCUUCCUCUGGCUUUCCCGCCGUUUCUUCUCGUCCUCACCGUCGAUUUCUCCUCAAUCGCGACAUCUCCGGCUCUGAAUCUCGUCGUCGUUAUAACCGAUUCGCUCUCCAAGGGAUGGGUACUCUGUUUCUCAGAGGAACCAAGAGCAUGCACGAUUUGAUUGUUGCUCAUGUAGCUUCCGAUACGACGGAAGACGAUCUCCGUCUCUUCAUGCGGUUGCUUCACCGCUCCGGAGUCACUUCCAAAUCCGACGUCGUCCUACUCUUCAAUUCUCCUUCUUCCGGUUCGAGAUUCACCGAAUUGAUCGAAGAAGAGAACGACUCCUUCUUAAAACUCGUCGAUGUUCAUCGGAAUUCGAAUUCGUCGAAUCAAAUCGACUCCGUUUGGGGAUUCAAUCUGGCGAAAUUCAUGAAGAAGCAAUCGAGUAAGAAGGAGACAUCAUCGUCCGAGCCAAUUUGGGGGAAGAAGACUCAUCGAGCGAAUAAUUUCAACGAUUCGUCGUCAUUGAACAACACGACCGAGUCAACCGAGUUGUUGACUCAUGGGUCAGUAGUGGGUUUCGACGUGACUGAGUUGGAUCCUGAAAACUCGCUAUCUGGGUUCAUGGAUCACGUUCCGAUAAGCUUGAGAAGAUGGGCGUGUUACCCAAUGCUGCUAGGUCGAGUAAGACGCAAUUUCAAACACGUUAUGCUCGUGGACGCUAAAACCUCCUUGUUUCUCGGUGAUCCGUUAACCCGGAUUCGUAACCGGAGCCCCGAGUCAGUCCUCUUCUUCUCUAAACACAGUAGUAGCAAGAAAAGCUCCGAGGUUAAUCCGGCGAUUUUGAUCGGUGGAGCUAAAGGAAUCAGGAGAUUAUCGAGCUCAAUGCACACUGAGAUUGUGAGAGCGACGAUGCAGCAGCAUAAGAAGAAGAACUCGGUUACGGAAUCGGUUGUGUUGAGUCAACUCGUUGGGAAUGUGCACAUGACGAAGAAUUUUGAGGUGGUUACGAGUGAGUCGGUGGUACCGGAAGCGAGUUCACUGGCUGAGUUGAGGACGAGAAACUCGGCGGCUUCGUCGAUAAAGAAUCAUGAUAUAAUACAAAGAGGUGGUGGUUUCAUUUGCCUUUUGGAGGGUGGACCCUCUAGCUUAGACAGAGUUCGUGCAGAGACUGAUAUGGCUGCUGCUGACCUGUCUCGUUCAAAACGACGUCGUCGUUCAACAUUGCCCAUCUCAACAAUUCACACGUAAAUUCCAAAGAAUUGUUUUUAUGGUCGAUUCUUUAGAUCAAUGUCAUCAUAGUAACGACGAUUAUAAACUUUUGAAAAACUAAUGUUUUGAAGUUAUAAGAAAAUCGAUUUUAGAUAAACACAUGUAAGUUAAAUGGUUUUUGUUAGUGUUAUCAGAAUAUCAGUCGGGUUCUGACAGUUCAAUAAACAUAAGUGUGUUUA